AUGGGUAACCCACGCAACGCACGCAAGUCUGGUAGAAGAACGAAUAACGUCAUUGAUGAUACCAAGGAUUACGAGCGCGAUCUUAAGACUCAAGUUGACAGUAUGGGCUUGUACACUGUUGAUACCCCGACAGAUGGUAGCUGUAUGUUCCACGCCAUUUCUGAUCAAAUGUACGGCGACAACAAAUUUCACUUGGAGCUGAGAAAUAGCACUUGUAAUUACCUUGAAGAGAACGAGGAUUUGUACGCAGGUUUCAUUGAGGAUGAUCAAACGUAUAGUCAACACGUGGAUAAUAUGCGGGACCCAACAACAUAUGGUGGCCAUUUAGAGCUUUCUGCGCUAGCUAAUAUAACAAGACACUCAAUUAAGGUUAUACAACCCAAUUUAAUUUAUGUCGUAACUGCAGAUAACACAUUACCGCCUAAUCUCUACGUAGCCUAUCACAAUUGGGAGCAUUACUCAUCCGUGAGGAACAAGAAAGGUCCUCAUAAAGGUCCUCCUAUGGUACAAGAGCAAAUAGGAGUGACUGAAAAUGUCUCUAAUUACCAUAAUGACCAAAAUCAAGAUGUCAUGAAUCAAGUAAUGCGAUGUAUCCCCGCUGAUCUACAAGCUAUAGCACAGGAAGAGCGUAUAGUGGAAAUACUCGCAGACUUUGAUAAUAACUGGGAAAAUGCCGUGGAGUACAUACUUGAGUACAGAGAAGUGACUAUUGAUCACCUCGGCGACCGGUCAAGUAAGGCCGCCGAGAUUGAGACCGACAAGGCGUCAAAGUCACCGAAGCGAGAGCUGGAAGAGAGUAGUGGGGAGGAUAAGGGGGAUCAGACGGUGAAAAAAACCAACAGAAGAGAAAAAAAGGCGCAGAAGAAGCAGAACAAGUCAGACAAGCGCAGAGUGACGCGUAGUAUGGCACGCGAAGACAAGGAAGAAGAUAUACACCAUGUUAAUAACUCAAUUGCGUCAAAUACACCGCUAGAAUUGAAAAUAUAA
Molecule: messenger RNA, 987 nt
Organism: Wallemia ichthyophaga EXF-994
Lineage: Eukaryota; Fungi; Basidiomycota; Wallemiomycetes; Wallemiales; Wallemiaceae
Product: OTU domain-containing protein 3
Exons: 2
Coding region: 1-987 (328 amino acids)
Biological process (GO): protein deubiquitination
Molecular function (GO): cysteine-type deubiquitinase activity
Source: RefSeq, a predicted model, not a curated record